This is a messenger RNA of Schistocerca americana (American grasshopper), 1254 nucleotides long. RefSeq lists its product as uncharacterized. Bases 1 to 1254 code for a protein of 417 amino acids. Lineage: Eukaryota; Metazoa; Arthropoda; Insecta; Orthoptera; Acrididae. The transcript has a single exon. The record is from RefSeq and is a predicted model, not a curated record.
AUGCAGAGCAGCAUGGACGUUUUAGCUGUAGCUCUCUUGACUUCAGCAGCUUUUCUCUUGUGUGCUGCAACUUCAGAGAUAUUACUCGAUUCAACCGAGCAUGAUUGUGGUACCCAAGAUUCUGAAACAGAGACACAUUCUGAAAAAUUUUCGUACAACAAAAGGAACAUUUCAGUAAUAUACUUCGAUAAAUGGUAUCAACCAAAUAUUCAAGAUGACGGGGACUGCUGUAAAACCUUAUUUCUAGAUGGCGUGGAAGAACGUCUUUAUAAAUCGGACGCUGGAAAGUUUAUUCCUACAGCAGAAACGCCUCGUCUUGAUUUGAUGCAAAGUGAAUCAUGGCACUCAGCAGGAUCGCGUAUCGAUCGUAGACACGCUAGACCUGGAGUGUGGUUUGGACUAUGCGUAGGACGGAGCCUUCCAGAGCCUAGUAUAUCGUUUGGGCCUCGUACUGGACGAAGCACUCCUGCUCCUGGUAGAUGGUUUGGCCCUCGUAUUGGACGCCGCGAUCCUUCUACUGGUACGUGGUUUGGCCCUCGUAUUGGACGCAGCAAUCCUGAUCCUGGUACAUGGUUUGGCCUUCGUACUGGACGCAGCAAUCCUGAUUCCGGUGCAUGGUUUGGCCCUCGCAUUGGACGCAGGCAUCCUGCUCUUAGUACGUGGUUUGGCCCUCGUAUUGGGCACAGCAAUCCUGAUCCUGGUACAUGGUUUGGUCCCCGUAUUGAACGCAACAAUCCUGAUGCUGGUACAUGGUUUGGCCCUCGUAUUGGACGCAGCGAUCCUGAUGCUGGUACAUGGUUUGGCCCUCGUAUUGAACGAAGCUAUCCUGAUGCUGGCACAUGGUUUGGCCCUCGUAUUGAACGCAACAAUCCUGAUGUUGGUACAUGGUUCGGCUCUCGUAUUGGACGCAGCGAUCCUGCUUCUGGUACGUGGUUUGGCCCUCGUAUUGGACGCAGCUAUCCUGAUGCUGGCACAUGGUUUGGCCCUCGUAUUGGACGCAGCUAUCCUGAUGCUGGGACAUGGUUUGGCCCUCGUAUUGGACGCAACAACCCUGAUGCUGAUACAUGGUUUGGCCCUCGCAUUGAACGCAACAAUCCUGAUGCUGGUACAUGGUUUGGCCCUCGUAUUGGACGCAGCGAUCUUGCUCCUGGUACGUGGUUUGGCCCUCGUACUGGACGCAGCAAUCCUGAUGCUGGCACAUGGUUUGGCCCUCGUAUUGGACGCAGCAAUCCUGAUCCUGGUACAUGCUUCUGA